AUGUCGAUGUCUUUCGAAGAGGCAAGUUCUAAGGUGAAAGAAUGGACCGCGAAACCGCCAUCGCAGGACGACCAACUAGAACUCUACGGGUGGUUCAAACAGGUACUACUCAACUUUGGUACUAAUCAACUUCGGUUCAAACAGGUACUGAGGUUAUCACCGUGGGUUGUACCACUGUGGAUGAGAUGACAUGAACUAGCGGUUAGUCCUGAGUAAGUAGCUAGUUGGGUACUCCUAUGACAAAGUAAUUUGUUUGCUUUGAUUCCUACUAAAUGAAGAACUACAAGAAGCACAGAAUUGCUGAUCAAACGGUGGACGGCGAGUCAACUCCUAUUCCUAUCACUCAAAUACUGAACUCAAUACCGCUAAAUGUUAAAGAUUCUUCCACUAUUCCUCUCUUUCCUUGUUUAUCACAACUUCACUCUUCUUUUUAACGCACUUCUCUUAGUAUCACCACCUUUUGAAAAGACACGAUAAUUCCUCUCAUCUUCCCUUGUUUAUCAUCUAUCUAAAUCUAACACUCUGAGGUGAAAGAAGGCGACGUGAAGGGGGAUCGCCCUGGCAUGUUUUCGAUGACGGCACGUGCCAAAUGGGACGCCUGGGAGAAGUGCAAGGGCACCUCGGCCGAUGAUGCGAAGAAGAACUACGUCGCUAAAGUCGAGAAGUUGAAGGCCACUUGCGGUUGAGCCUACGGUCCUCUAGCAGGACAAGGUAAUGGAGUGUGUUUGGAGGAGUGUGUUUCACGACGAUCUAGCCUACAGUGGAAGGUGGAGAAACAAGAAGCACAUUGUCGUUGGAAAAGAACUCGCUAUGGACGCGAACACCGAUAGUCUUCUGACACCGGUGGAACUUUGUUUUAAACGAUGGGGUAAAACUUCAAGAAUCGUACUGCUAAGCAUUUCUCCGACGAUUUUUAUUGUAUAAGUCUGUCUAAAAUGACGGACUAUCAAAUAAUAACGUCUACAUAGCAUUCAACUUCUCGAUUACGACCGAUUCGAUGCGAUUGAUACUAUCAUUUUUGCAAGUACACAAUUUACGGUUGCCGGCUUUCUGAUAAACCUGUUGCAUGGCACAGUUGAACUGAAGAGCGGCCUUUCGCAACAUUAUUUGUGUUCUAUUGAG
Messenger RNA from Amoebophrya sp. A25, 1122 nucleotides. The record is from the annotation of a GenBank genome assembly. Lineage: Eukaryota; Dinophyceae; Syndiniales; Amoebophryaceae.